UUCAUUAUUCAAUUAAUGGUGAUUUCUUUUUUUAUCCCCAAAACAAUGGCAUUAAAAACAAAUGCACUUUUGUUGGUUCCAUUGAUAGGCGGAGCGUUGGCAUACCGGGCAGUCCGGGCAGCUCCUCCAAAACCUCCGGUGAUUACGUCAUCAAGAAUAAGGCUGCGAGAUGGCAGACAUUUGGCGUACAAAGAAUUUGGUGUUCCAAAAGAAUUGGCCAAGAAUAAGAUCGUCUUUAUGCAUGGUUUUGCAUCUUCUAGACAUGAUACUGCCAUUGCAGAUAUCCUUCGUCCGGGUGUUCUUGAGGAACUGGGAGCAUACAUUGUGUCUUUUGAUAGACCAGGAUAUGGUGAGAGUGAUCCGGAUCCUAACCGAACUCCGAAAAGCUUGGCUUUUGAUGUUGAAGAGCUUGCUGAUAAGCUGCAACUUGGACCCAAAUUUUAUGCCAUUGGAUACUCCAUGGGAGGUCAGGCUGUUUGGGGUCUCCUCAAGUACAUUCCUCACAGACUUGCUGGAGCAACAUUGAUGACACCCGUGACUAACUAUUGGUGGAGUGGCUUCCCUUCCAAGUUAUCGAAAAUGGCUUAUUCCAAACAACCAAGGCAAGAUCAAUGGGCAGUUGGAGUUGCACAUCACCUGCCAUGGCUGACAUAUUGGUGGAUGACUCAGAAGUGGUUUCCAGGAUCAAGUGUUUUGUCACAAAAUCCAGCUAUUUUAUCACAACAAGAUUUAUCUUUGCUCUUUUCUCCUAACGUUCCACCAAGACAAUAUCAGUCACAAGUGUUACAACAAGGUGAAUCUGAAUCUGUUUGCCGAGACAUGAUCGUUGGAUUUGGAAAUUGGGAUUUUGAUCCCUUUGAAAUUGAAAAUCCUUUUCCAAAUAAUGAAGGACAAGUUCAUCUAUGGCAAGGGGAGGAAGAUAAACUUGUCCCUACUAUGCUACAACGAUAUAUUGGUCAAAGCAUUCCAUGGAUUCGAUACCAUGAAUUGCCAGGUUCAGGGCACAUGUUUCCGUUAAUGGCGGACGUGAAUGAAGCUAUUCUCAGAACACAAUUAGUGGGUGAAAAGUAGUAGUGCAUUAUGUUAGUAUUAUAUAUAUAAUAAGUUUGUUAUCAUUUUAAAUUUAACUUGUUAUGCUUAGUUAGGGUUAGAUUUAGGUUUUAUCGUUUUUGCCCGGUAUUUAAUUUCAAUA
Messenger RNA from Arachis duranensis, 1192 nucleotides. RefSeq lists its product as uncharacterized. The record is from RefSeq and is a predicted model, not a curated record. The transcript is spliced from 4 exons. Lineage: Eukaryota; Viridiplantae; Streptophyta; Magnoliopsida; Fabales; Fabaceae. Bases 16 to 1071 code for a protein of 351 amino acids.